Messenger RNA from Etheostoma spectabile (orangethroat darter), 3653 nucleotides. RefSeq names its product solute carrier family 1 member 6 (gene slc1a6). Bases 516 to 2204 code for a protein of 562 amino acids. Gene Ontology annotation, molecular function: L-glutamate transmembrane transporter activity; glutamate:sodium symporter activity; neutral L-amino acid transmembrane transporter activity. Gene Ontology annotation, cellular component: plasma membrane. The record is from RefSeq and is a predicted model, not a curated record. NCBI's taxonomy places the organism in Eukaryota, Metazoa, Chordata, Actinopteri, Perciformes, Percidae. Gene Ontology annotation, biological process: L-glutamate transmembrane transport. The transcript has 12 exons.
GUCAGUGUUCAAUAAACUGAUGGUAUGUGAAGCCUAUUAAUUACGUGAUCAUAUAGUUGCUUUUCUAAUUAUGAAAUUCAUUAAGAAAGCAGUUAGUUACACAGGCUUCAUUGUUGUGGACGGGCAGCAGGUGGUUCAUCUCUAUUAUUUUUUUCUCUCAUGAAGGAUCCUUAACCUCUCCUCCUCCCACGCAGAAUUGCAAGGCGCUCCUCUCCGCCGGAGGCUCCAUGGACGCGCACAUGCCGCUUGAUAGUAAAACGGGAGAUACAGUGAAAUUGAUGAGAUGAGAUACAGUGUGUGGGCACCACUAGUUCAUUAUCGGCUGCGUGGUGGAGAUACAGAAAGAGAGAGAGGCACCCACAUGAGUGUGUGAGGAGCGUCUUGGACAGCCAGAGCUUCUUAAGGGAGGACAACCAGGUGAAGACGGAAGGAUCUGAUGACGGCUUGACACAACUGAAGGCAGAAAACAGGUUUCCCACGAGACCUGCCUCCUGGACCAGGUGCUGGAGUUGAUUAUGAAUGAGAAGCCCCCCAACAGUGCUAGUCUUUUCCUAAACGAGGACCUGGACAAAACCCCCCUUCCAGAGAGAGGAGACUUGAGGAGACGCCUACGCAGGGCCAUGGAGAGGAGAGCCAGCAGCAUGAAGGAGAAGAUGAGCUCCAUCAGUCGGGACAGCAUCAGAGGCUUCCUCAAGAGGAACUUGUUUGUUCUGUUCACUGUCGCCGCUGUGGCUCUGGGUGUAAUCCUGGGCUUUGCUCUGCGCCCCCACAACCUGUCCCUGAGGGAGAUCAAGUACUUUGCCUUUCCAGGAGAGCUACUAAUGAGAAUGCUACAGAUGCUGGUGCUGCCUCUCAUCGUCUCCAGUCUGGUCACAGGUAUUUCCUCCUUGGACAGCAAAGCGUCAGGUAAGAUGGGCAUGCGUGCAGUUGUCUACUACAUGGUGACCACCCUGAUUGCCGUGUUCAUUGGUAUUGUCAUCGUGAUGAUCAUCCGGCCGGGGAAAGGCAGCAGGGACAGUCCUGUGGCCAACAGUGGAAACAUAGAGCCGGUUCAGGCUGCUGAUGCUUUCUUGGAUCUCAUCAGGAACAUGUUUCCCCCCAAUCUGGUAGAGGCUUGUUUCAAGCAGUAUAAAACUGUGUACAAGAAGACUGUGCACACAAGGAACGUCACAGUGGCCGUGAACCUCACUGACUCUCUAAACGUGACAGAGUCUAACCUGAACGUAAACCUCAGCAGGGUGCUGCACACCAUACAGGAGACGGUGGAGGAGACUGUCCCUGUGUCCGGGUCCUCCAGUGGAGUGAACGCUCUGGGUUUAGUGGUUUUCUCCAUGUGCUUCGGUCUGGUCAUUGGCAACAUGAAGCAGCAGGGCCAGGCCCUCAGGGACUUCUUUGACUGCCUGAAUGAAGCCAUCAUGAGGCUGGUGUCCAUCAUCAUCUGGUAUGCUCCUGUUGGAAUACUGUUCCUGAUUGCGGGAAAGAUCGUGGAGAUGAAGAAUCUGGCAGAGGUGGGCGGCCAGCUGGGGAUGUACACCGUGUCGGUCAUUGUGGGUCUCCUCAUCCAUGGCCUCGUUGUCCUGCCACUGCUCUACUUCCUAGUGACCAGGAGGAAUCCCUACAGCUUCAUUGGUGGCCUGCUGCAGGCGCUCAUCACUGCUCUGGGAACUUCAUCUAGCUCUGCCACCCUGCCCAUCACUUUCCGCUGUCUGGAGGAGAACAACCGUGUGGAUAAACGAGUGACACGUUUUAUCCUCCCUGUGGGUGCCACCAUUAACAUGGAUGGCACUGCCCUCUACGAGGCUGUGGCAGCCAUCUUUAUUGCCCAAGUCAAUGACAUGGACCUAAACUUUGGGCAGAUUCUUACCAUCAGUAUCACAGCAACGGCUGCCAGCAUAGGAGCAGCAGGCAUCCCUCAGGCUGGCCUGGUUACCAUGGUGAUCGUAUUGACAUCGGUGGGACUGCCCACAGAGGACAUAACACUGAUCAUUGCUGUGGAUUGGUUCUUGGACCGCUUGCGGACCACCACCAACGUGCUGGGUGACUCGCUCGGGGCUGGCAUCGUGGAGCACCUUUCCCGUGGAGAGCUGCAGAGUCAAGAUGCUGAGGUGCGCAACUCGGUUAUCGAGGAGAAUGAGAAGCCCUACCAGCUUAUCUGUCAGGAAAACGAUACACUCAACCACCACAACAAUGAGACCACAAUGUGAAGACAAGAGCUACACCCUUAAGGGCUUCAUGUACCAGAAGCAUUCUAGCUAGAGGGUUGGCUUGCAAUGGUGCAGGGACAGUUUUGGUUCAUAGUUCAUUGUCAACUCAGCCAGUUCUUGGAAUCAUUUUUGCAGUUGCAGAUGACAAUUCACAUCUUUCUCUGGGAAACAAGGAAAUAUAAAAACAAUACAGCCAUUACACAUCUAAUACCCACAAUCUGUUUUUUGGCUGGAAUACCAAUUAUUUGGGGUAAUAUUUCUGUUUGAUAACUGUUUUAAUAUAAUGUCAGGCACGUUCAAUGUCAAAGAUAGUUGAAAGUAAUUUUUAAAUGCUUCUUCAUGUUUUUAGGAUUUGUAUAAUUAAUGAUCCAUAAAGUCAAAGCAGCAUAAACUCCUUACCAGCAUCAGUGUUCGAAUACACAGUGAGGGAACUUCACUGUGUAUUCGAAACACCACAUUCAUGAAUAAAAAGUAAAGCGACUGAUUUUAAACUCUUAACAAGUAAAUCUGGCAUUUUUCUGUUGCAUGACUUAACACUUAAUACAUAUUAUUUAUUUUUCUUUUCAUUACAACUACCUCUAAGAUAUGGAGGACCACACACAGAAAUACUCAAUGGAGUACAUCAGCAGGAUGUAAAUACAUAAUUCUUUAGAAUAUUUGUAUGUUAUUUGAGUUUGCUUGCACAAUUUAUUUGUGCAACUUUGAAUGUACUUGACUGUUACUUGUACUAACACUGGAGGGUGGUGUGAAGAAGAAUAUGUGCUACUUAUUAUUUUGAAGUUGCUAUAUUUCAAGUGACUUGGUAGAAUGUUUUUCACUCUGUGAUUUCUUAUGAAUAUUAUAUUGGUGUGUAUUUCCUCUAUUUCUUUUGUUUUAUUGUUUUUGCAUUAUAGGUAAAAGACUUUACCGGAAUAUCUGCAGUUAUACUCUCUUCUUAGUUAUCUUAGUAGAAAGAAAUAUCAAACAAGAGAAUGAGAACAAUUUUUGUUUCAUUUUUUCUAAAAUGUUUUUAGAUUACUGGUUUAUGAAGUAUAAACAACCAUUAGAGAACUAUUUGUUGUGAGUUACAACAAUGUGCAUCAGUACACCUGCCUGGCUGCCUUUUCUGCAUUUUAAUGUUGUUAUAUUUUGACUGGGAUACUAUAUUGCAAGCUAACGAUUGAUUUGUUUUGUGAAAAGGUACUGUGAAGAAAGUUUGUGAAUGAUUUGAGUAAUUUAAUGUACAGUUGCUUUAUGCUUUUUGGUGUUGAUUGUUUUAGAGGAAGGUGUAGUGUAUGAGUUAAAUAUGAUAUACCAUUUAAAGCUCUUUAAAUUAUUUUGUGUCACGUUUAUGCCCAUUACGAAGUCUGACUUUAGUUUUAAGGCUUGAUGUUACUUCAGUAUAAAGCUCAACAUUUUUGAUGGACAGCUUAUGAAAAAAUGUGACAAAUAAAUGGCUCAGGAAUUGAA